AUGAUAAUGACUUUAGAGGCAAAGAACAAACUUGGCUUUGUGGAUGGGAUGAUCAAAGCACCAACCACAACCAGCGCCAAAUACCCCAUCUGGAGGAGAUGUAACCAGAUGAUCAAGUCUUGGAUCCUCAACUCCAUCAGCCCCUCUUUGGCCAACACCGUCAUCUAUGCAAAUACAACUGCUGAGCACAAGUUGCAUGGAAAGGCAAUCAAGCCACCAAGUAGAAACAAGCAUGCAGCCAAUAAUACCAAUAAGGAGGGAGCCAAGACAUCUGCUGCCAAGACCCCUGAAGAUUUAAAAUUUACAACUAAUGAAGUAUGCCAAAUCAAGGCAAUCCUUCGAGGUGAUGGUAAAAACCAAGCAUCUACAAACGCCACAGGUAUGACUAAACCUCAGUGCUAUACCUUUGCCACUGAUCAUCCAGAUUACUGGAUCAUUGAUAGCGGUGCAAGUGAUCAUAUUACUUUUUCAUCCAAAUUAAUCCCAGAAAAAUCCUCACCUUUUAAUUCCUCGAUCACCAUGCCAAAUGGAACACAAGCAAAAAUCACUUGUGUUGGCACUACUACAAAAAGUGAAAAACACGACCAGAAAAACACGACGGUCUAA
Messenger RNA from Prunus armeniaca (apricot), 606 nucleotides. NCBI's taxonomy places the organism in Eukaryota, Viridiplantae, Streptophyta, Magnoliopsida, Rosales, Rosaceae. The record is from the annotation of a GenBank genome assembly.